UCUUUCUCUACUUUUAUUUUAUUAACUUUUCAAUUUAUCUCUCUCUCUCUCUCCCAACAAUGUCUGGGUUAACUCCACCUACCGAAACAGGAGAGAGCAAAACGGACGGCACUUUCCAAACGUCCACUGAAAGUCAAACCAAGGCAAACCUGCCACCAGAGGAAUGGGAGACCGACCACGUACGUGAUAAGCGCCGUCAGUGGCUUCUGAAAUGCCUAGGCGAUAACAUAAGAGACAGUUAUCUGUUCGAUGACUUUGUCGAAUCGCUGGGUGUGGAGCAGCGGUAUAAACGGUUCAUCAAGGAUUGGCCUGAUCUCUUCCUCGACAUAGCCAGGGGGUCGCCAGUGGCUGAUAGCAAGGGCAUUGUAGCCAAUGCACGUUACGCGAUUAACGAAUUCGACGAUUUUCCCAUUGCUGACAUUUUCAAAAAGCACUCGGGGAAAUUGAUGAGGUUGACUAAGGAAGCUCGUUUGGCCAAGUAUUUUAUCUCCUCUUCGACGCGAUGGACAAUGCAGUUUGUGUCGCAAAUAGAGUUAUUCCGGCAGGCAAAACUCCAAUCCCAGAGUGCAGGCUUAUUGCGAUGGUCCAUCAGAGGGAUGUCAUACAAGGCACUCCGCACAAGCCAGCUAUCGCAUUUUACCACGGUACAUAACACGGGACAUUAAUUCCGUCCAUGUUAUACUUGAGGCCAAGGUGGAUCCAGCUUUCAGUGGACCCCCAGAGGAUACUCGCGGCCAGCUCGCAGAUUACGGCCAUGUGCUUAAUGAUAAGCAGGCAACCCGCACGUUUGCGCCCGUCUUCUACCUCCAUGGACACCUUUGACGCUUCAUGCAUAUUAUCGUGACAAACUGUAUGUCGUUGAGUUUGGUGAUAUAUGCUUUGAUACUGAUUAUUGGAUGUAUAACGGAG
This is a messenger RNA of Kickxella alabastrina, 909 nucleotides long. RefSeq lists its product as uncharacterized. The transcript has 2 exons. The coding region runs from base 60 to 665 and encodes 201 amino acids. Lineage: Eukaryota; Fungi; Kickxellomycota; Kickxellomycetes; Kickxellales; Kickxellaceae. The record is from RefSeq and is a predicted model, not a curated record.